Molecule: messenger RNA, 597 nt
Organism: Grosmannia clavigera kw1407
Lineage: Eukaryota; Fungi; Ascomycota; Sordariomycetes; Ophiostomatales; Ophiostomataceae
Exons: 1
Coding region: 1-597 (198 amino acids)
Source: RefSeq, a predicted model, not a curated record
AUGUUUGGUUCCUACGGUUCCUACAGCUCCAUGUGCGCGAGGGCUGUGACCCCCGCCACUGCCAUCGACAUUGGCACUACGCGGUCCAGCUCUACGUGUGCCUUUCCCUCCUGGCCCCGCCGCUCCUCGCUCUCGUCCGACGACUACAGCAGUGCCUCGUCCUACCUCUCGGACGAAGACCUCUUCCUCAGCGACAGCUUCGACGACGACAUCAGCAGCAGCACCGCUUCCAGCCGCAGCAACAGCAACGCCAGCAGCAUCUCGCCGCCGCACAACCUCCACCGUGGUCACUACCAGCCACAGCCGCCCCAGGACCACUUCAACCACCACUUCCAGCAGAACUUCCAGCAGCCCCAGGAGCGUGUCGUGUCCGAGGAGGAGCUGCUGCAGCUCCAGCGCGAGCGCCAGGCUUACCAGCGUGACAUCACCCGCGCCCUGGUCGCUGAGAAGGAGCGCCGCAAGCAGGCUGCAGCAGUUGUCCGUCGCCAGCAGCGCCGGGCUGCAGCUGCUGCCGGCGGCCAGUCUUCCUCGUCUGCCUCUCGCAAGAAGUCGGGCAAGCUCGCUGCCAUCGCCGAGACCGGCGUCGAGGAAUCCUAG